Molecule: messenger RNA, 1282 nt
Organism: Nematostella vectensis (starlet sea anemone)
Lineage: Eukaryota; Metazoa; Cnidaria; Anthozoa; Actiniaria; Edwardsiidae
Exons: 5
Coding region: 7-408 (133 amino acids)
Source: RefSeq, a predicted model, not a curated record
UCCAAGAUGGCGGUCGCACGCAAAUUUAUCGACAAGAAAGUUCUUCACAAUUACAUCCGCAGUACCGAUGCUCAUAAUAAGAUCAGAGAAGAACAAGAUAUGUGGCGUCUCCGACAAGCACAGAACACACAAAAGAGUGAUUGUCUUGCAUCAUUAGCAGCAACUAGCAAAAGAAGAGGAAGGUUGCACAGUGAUGAACCUUCAGAUUCUGGUGAGAGGAACACAUACUGGGUGAAGCAGUUAACUGAAUUUGAAAGCUCCUGUACUGAUAGAUGGGGUCACAGUGGCUACAAAGAGCUUUACCCUGAGGAGUUUGCCUCAGGUUUUACUGACUCUGAUGAUGACUCUGAAGAUGAGAAGAAAAAGAAAAAGAAGACUUCAAAGAAACGAAAAAAAAUCUUCCAGUAAGGAUGAAAGGAAAAGGAAAAGUAAAAAGAUCAGAACUGUGCAAAGCUCAGACUCAGAGACAAAAUUAAAUCAAGAAAAGAGAAAAAGAAAAAAGAGAAAAAAGGAUAAAACUUCAAGGAAAAGCAAGACUGAAAAAAGAAAAAAGGAAAGAACUGUUAAAGAUUCCGACACAGGUAGUUGUUCAAGUAGAGAAAGAAGAAAAAGGAUGACCAUAUCACAUAAGAAGUCUACAAAAACAAAGGACAAACCAACUUCUAGUAACAAAAAGAGAACAUCUUCAAAAAGGGACAAAAGAGAUAUUGAGCACAGAUGAUUUCAUUUUUUAAAUGUGAAACAUGGAUUAUUUUUCGUACAGAAACAAAGGACAAACUAUCUUCUAGUAAGGAAAAAAAGGAAUUUCAAAAAGAGACAAAGAAGAGAUUGACCACAGCUGAGGGCAAAUUUUUAUGUGAAGUAUGCAUUCUUUUUUUUUUUAUCACAUGUUCCUAACCUUAGCAUAACAACGAUUUUAUUUUAUAUUUUGGCUUAUCUUACCCUUAUUACCAUUAUUACCCUUUCUCUUGUCUCGAAACCCUAUCGAUCGAUUGUUUCAAUUCUCGAGAUUCUCGAGAGCAGGUUUUAGUCAAGUACAGAAGGUGUCAAGUCUUAGCAUAGGGAAACACUUAAUACAAUAACUGUCUGUCAAGUAACUGCUACCCCAAAAGUUUUAUUAUGUUAAUAUUAUGUUAUACGUAGCAAGGAAAAAGAAGACAUGACCCCCAAAAGUUCGCUGGGUAUCAAACCAAUCCACCGCCCUGUACCCAUCCUUGCUAAUAAUAAAACCUUCACGAUAUUUAUAGAUGAGUAUCAUAGAAUAAAGAAGAACAAAAAUGGC